Penicillium malachiteum is the source of this 207-nucleotide messenger RNA. RefSeq lists its product as uncharacterized. The coding region runs from base 1 to 207 and encodes 68 amino acids. The record is from RefSeq and is a predicted model, not a curated record. NCBI's taxonomy places the organism in Eukaryota, Fungi, Ascomycota, Eurotiomycetes, Eurotiales, Aspergillaceae. The transcript is spliced from 2 exons.
AUGGACCCGUUCCGUCUUCGUGGAAGCUCGCGUGAAAUAGCAAGCAUUACCUCGACACCAACUACUCAGCUCUACAGAUUGCACCUUCUUUCAUCGGAGCCGGCCAGCCUCCGUCGCACCCCAUCGCAAUCGAUCAUCCAACGCCGUCGCCUGUUGAAUGGGCACAAUCUCAAGACUACCGGCCUAGGGACUUAUUCCUACUUCUAG